GGUUUCCGCUUUCCCACACGAGAUACACAGCUGCAACAGUAUCUUGUCAACAAUGGUAGUCGAAGCUUUCGAACUCUGCACCGUGCCUUUCAAUUCCGAUGGCUGGGGUCCUCCAGACGCUUCCGACGUCUCUUCCUCCGCCUCCUCAACCAGCGUCGCCGCCGCAAACCUUCUCCCGAACGUUCCCUUCGCCUCCUUCUCCCGCUCGGAGAAGCUCGGCCGUGUAGCUGAUUGGACUCGCAAUCUCUCUAACCCCUCCGCUCGUCCUCACACCGGAUCCAAAUCCGAUCCGUCUGCGGUUUUCGAUUUCUCCGCCUUCGCCAUCGACGAAGGAUUCGGUAUCACUCCUUCCGGUGGAAACCCCGAUGAGGACGCAGCUUUCCGUCUCGUCGACGGCAAGCCUCCGCCGCGUCCCAAAUUCGGACCUAAAUGGCGUUUCAAUCCUCACCACAACCGGAAUCAGCUUCCCCAGCGACGAGACGAGGAAGUCGAGGCGAAGAAGCGUGACGCGGAGAAGGAUCGAGCUCGCCGUGAUCGUCUCUUCAAUCACAACAGAAACAACAUCCACCACCAUUACCAGCGCCGCGAAGCCGCCUCGUUCAAAUCAUCAGUCGAUAUCCAGCCGGAGUGGAACAUGCUCGAGCAGAUCCCUUUCUCGACCUUCUCCAAGCUCUCGUUCUCCGUUCAAGAACCAGAGGAUCUCCUUCUCUGCGGUGGCCUCGAGUACUACAACCGCAUCUACGACCGCAUAACGCCUAAAAACGAACGCAGGCUCGAGCGUUUCAAGAACAGGAACUUCUUCAAGGUCACGACGAGUGACGAUCCCGUCAUCAGACGGCUCGCUAAGGAAGACAAAGCCACAGUUUUCGCCACUGAUGCUAUCUUAGCGGCUCUUAUGUGCGCUCCUCGAUCCGUCUACUCUUGGGAUAUCGUUAUCCAGCGUGUGGGAAACAAACUGUUCUUCGAUAAGAGAGAUGGAUCACAGCUUGAUCUGUUGUCUGUUCACGAGACGUCUCAAGAGCCAUUGCCUGAGGCUAAAGAUGAUAUCAACUCUGCUUACUCUUUAGGUGUGGAAGCUGCUUAUAUCAAUCAGAACUUUUCUCAGCAGGUUUUGGUGAGAGAUGGGAAGAAAGAAACUUUUGAUGAGGCGAAUCCAUUCGCUAAUGAAGGUGAGGAGAUUGCUUCGGUCGCUUAUAGGUAUAGAAGAUGGAAGCUUGAUGAUAAUAUGCAUCUUGUAGCGAGGUGUGAGUUACAGAGUGUUGUUGAUCUCAACAAUCAGAGAUCGUUCCUCACUCUGAAUGCUCUUAACGAGUUUGAUCCUAAGUACUCUGGUGUUGACUGGAGGCAGAAGCUUGAAACUCAGAGAGGUGCGGUUUUGGCUACGGAGUUGAAGAACAAUGGGAAUAAGCUGGCUAAGUGGACUGCGCAGGCAGUCUUGGCUAAUGCUGAUAUGAUGAAGAUUGGUUUCGUCUCUAGGGUUCAUCCUCGUGAUAAUUUCAACCAUGUUAUGUUGUCUGUUUUGGGGUAUAAGCCGAAGGAUUUCGCUGGACAGAUAAAUCUGAACACUUCGAACAUGUGGGGGAUUGUGAAAUCUAUAGUUGAUAUUUGUAUGAAACUAAGCGAAGGAAAGUAUGUUCUAGUUAAGGAUCCAUCGAAGCCUCAAGUGAGGAUCUAUGAGGUUCCGCCUGAUGCUUUUGAGAAUGAUUAUGUUGAAGAACCUUUGCCUGAAGAUGAACAAGUACAGCCACCUGAGGAAAACGCUGCUGAGGGAGGAGAAGCAAGUGUCAAUUUUUGUUUUGGUUUCUUGGUUCUUUUGAGAGUUGAAAGCUUCAUCAACCAAACAACGACAAGGGAGGUCAUCGCAAAACCCUUCAAUGUCAGAACACAGAAACAUACGAUCAAGAACCUAAUAAGCACGAAACAACAUCAAAUCUCGAAAGAAAGAAAGGAAAUGGAUCCAAACACAAAAACAAUUCUCUUUUUCGCUUUGUUUUUCCUCUCUAUAACUUUCCCUCGUAUUUCCCUCGCCCAUGAGCCUGAAGUCGAUGAUGAAACAGCGUUUACGUACGAGCAAAAUCCAGACAAAGGACCAGAGGGAUGGAGCAAAGUAAAUCCUCAUUGGAAAACUUGUAACACCGGAAAAUAUCAAUCUCCGAUCGAUCUCUGUAACAAAAGAGUUAGUCUUAUUCAUGAUCAAGCAAUGACAAGACAGUACAAACCAGCCCCGGCUGUAAUUAUGAACAGAGGACAUGACGUUAUGGUAUCGUGGAAAGGAGAUGCUGGGAAAAUAACGAUACGUGGUACGGAGUUUAACUUGGUGCAAUGCCAUUGGCAUUCACCGUCUGAGCAUACCAUUAACGGAACUAGUUAUGACCUGGAGCUUCACAUGGUUCACACGAGUGCUCGGGGCAGAACCGCAGUGAUUGGAGUUCUUUAUAGAUUAGGCAAACCUAAUGAAUUCCUCGCAAAGCUACUAAAUGGAAUAAAAACAGUGGCGAAAAACGAGACAGAUUUAGGGAUCGUGGAUCCAAGAACUAUUAGAUUUCAAACCAAAAAAUUCUAUAGAUACAUUGGCUCUCUCACUGUUCCUCCAUGCACUGAAGGUGUUAUUUGGACUGUCGUCAAAAGGGUGAACACAAUAUCAACGGAGCAAAUUGCAGCACUAAGGAACGCCGUUGACGAUGGAUAUGAGACAAAUUCAAGACCGGUUCAAGACCUAAAUGGAAGAUCUGUUUGGUUCUACGAUCCAAAUGCU
Thlaspi arvense is the source of this 2755-nucleotide messenger RNA. The record is from the annotation of a GenBank genome assembly. NCBI's taxonomy places the organism in Eukaryota, Viridiplantae, Streptophyta, Magnoliopsida, Brassicales, Brassicaceae.